AUGACGGCCGUGCUGGAACUCAUGCCGGAUCUGAGCUUCCUCGUCUCGAAGCUCCGUGAUCUGUCUGUCGUGGACGAGCUCACAAGGGGACUGGCCUAUCAGGUACAUGAGCGGCGGGAGACAACGCCACUCUGGCCGGCUUUUGGCGUCCAAGUCUACCUUGACAUUCUGCACAGCUUUGGGCAGACCUGUGACAGGCUGGGCACCAUGCAGGCCGAAAGUCGCCGCAUCAAGCAGUCGCUGCUAGAUGUUCCGGUAGCAGACCGCUGCGAUGUGCUUCGCGCCGCCGGCCUCCGGGACGAUGACACGAUCUGGGUCGCGCGCAAGCUCGCCAUCACCGCGGGCAUGCUGCCUCGUGUGCGAUCCCCGCCGAUCAAGUUUCUGCGCCGCAACCUCAUGUACUGCGGACUCCUGAUCCAAAACAUGCGUGCCACGUUGCAGAAUGCCGGGCUGCUGUAUGCAGUGACGCCGGGUGCACUCGUGGGCGUGGUGCAGCUAUACCACGCGCUGCAACACGAGGGCCUGCUGGCAGAUGACUGUCCAUGGGAAGACCUGCAGAAUCUAUGGACCCUGCAGGGAGAUACAUCCUUCUUCGUGGGCAUUUACCAAAGACCAGGGAGGCCUACUUCAAAAACUACUAUCUAA
Messenger RNA from Akanthomyces muscarius, 645 nucleotides. RefSeq lists its product as uncharacterized. The transcript has a single exon. The record is from RefSeq and is a predicted model, not a curated record. NCBI's taxonomy places the organism in Eukaryota, Fungi, Ascomycota, Sordariomycetes, Hypocreales, Cordycipitaceae. Bases 1 to 645 code for a protein of 214 amino acids.